This is a messenger RNA of Oenanthe melanoleuca, 2115 nucleotides long. RefSeq names its product homeobox A6 (gene HOXA6). Gene Ontology annotation, cellular component: nucleus. Lineage: Eukaryota; Metazoa; Chordata; Aves; Passeriformes; Muscicapidae. Gene Ontology annotation, molecular function: RNA polymerase II cis-regulatory region sequence-specific DNA binding; DNA-binding transcription factor activity, RNA polymerase II-specific. Gene Ontology annotation, biological process: regulation of transcription by RNA polymerase II; anterior/posterior pattern specification. Bases 196 to 891 code for a protein of 231 amino acids. The record is from RefSeq and is a predicted model, not a curated record. The transcript has 2 exons.
CGCGGUGGCGGCGGCCCCGGGGGAGCGGGCGCCGCGCGCGCUCCCAUUGGCCGCCCCGCCGUCAGCUGCUCCUAUUUUCUGCUGUCGCUUUUGGCGCUCGGCCAUCCAGAAACAAACCACUUCGAUGACUCCUAAUAGUUAUCGCCAGAUGUACUAAUACACAACAAAUCACGGUCCGGGAGAGGGGGAGAGCAAAUGAGUUCCUAUUUUGUGAAUCCCACUUUCCCGGGGAGCCUGCCCGGGGGCCAGGACUCCUUCCUCGGGCAGAUCCCCCUGUACCCGGCGGGCUAUGAUGCUCUCAGGCAUUUUCCGGCUUCGUACGGGGCAAGCAGCCUGCAGGACAAGACUUACACCUCACCUUGUUUCUACCAACAGUCCAACACCGUCAUUGCUUGCAGUCGGGCUUCCUAUGAGUACGGAGCCUCUUGUUUUUAUUCGGACAAGGACAUUAGUAGCGCCUCUCCUUCCGGCAGUGGCAAACAGAGGGGGCCCGGGGACUACCUGCACUUUUCUCCCGAUCAACAGUACAAAACCAGCGGCGGCCAAGCCAAAAUUAUAAAUGACGAAGGCACCGACCGGAAGUACACGAGCCCUGUUUACCCCUGGAUGCAGCGGAUGAACUCCUGCGCUGGUACAGUAUAUGGAACACAUGGGAGACGAGGGAGGCAAACUUACACCAGAUACCAAACGCUAGAGUUAGAGAAGGAAUUUCAUUUUAACAGAUACUUAACCCGAAGACGACGCAUUGAGAUUGCAAACGCUCUCUGCCUUACUGAACGCCAGAUUAAAAUAUGGUUUCAAAACAGGCGGAUGAAAUGGAAAAAGGAAAACAAAUUCAUAAAUUCCACACAGCCCAGCAGCGAAGAAACAGAGGAAAAGUCAGGGGAGUAGAACCACGUUUAAUAAACGCUACCAGGCCUUUCCUUAGCGCUUACUACUGCUACUACUACUAUUAUUAUUAUUAUUUACCUUGUGUUCCUUCUGCUACUGAAAUCCUAUAGGUUUGUCACAGUCUAUUAAUCCCCAAAAGGCUUGGUUAAAAGAUGUACAUUUGCAAUCAUCUGUGACUUGCUCUAAUAUAUGUGGAAGCCCCAGCUUUUGAGCUAUAGGCAUGUAUGUAUGUAACCACCUUCUCAAAGCAUAUAUGGCGUUGGUUAAAGUAUUAGAGAAUUGGCCCAGCAUUUUAAAUAUAUGAGAUGAGCAUCUGUGUGUGGGUGAAUGUCCCUGGUGUGCUUGUGUAAGAAAAGAAAAACAAAUUAUUUUUAUUUUUUUCUCUUUUUUUUAAAUUAGAAAUCCUCAUAUUGUAGAAAGACAAGAGAUUUUAGAAAAUAUUUGGUUGAUGUUUUUGCUAGCUCCCGCCAUGGCGGCCCAUCUCGUUAUGCUGUGUUUAGGAGUUUAUGAUCUGCAGGGGGAAAAUAACUUUUAGUUAUGUUUAAGAUAUUUAAAUAGCAAAAAGAAGAAAAAAAUCUUUUAAAAAACGUCAUAUAAAUCGCUGUGUAAAAACUUUCAGUUAAAGCGGAGAUGAAUUUCAGGGAGAUUUUUUUUUUAAAUGCCGCUAAACUGCUUAGUCUGCACUACUAGAAUUGAAGUAAAAACUCGGCGUUAAACUUCACGGGAAGCGAGGGAAGAGGUUUCAAAGCGGGCAAUUUUCUGUGGUUCCCGUUGAGCUUACGCUAAGGUUUUGGUAAGCUCAGCUCUGCACUGAAGGGACUUUGAAUUAUGGACUACAUUUAUUGGGGCUUCGUGAGCUUAGAUCGAUCUUUUUUCCUUUUAUCUGUCUUUCCGUCUUUCUUUCUUCCUCCCUUUCUUCCUUCCUUCCUUCCUCUCUUUCUUUCUUAUUUGAAGAAAAGGUCUUAUUAACUCGGAGAUUUUCUUUCCUGCUUCUGCGGUAUCUUAAUUCACAUUCGCAUUACUUAGCACUGGAAAAAAUAAAUUGAUACUUUGAAGAAAAUAGCUGCCAUAAAAUGCUUCCACUUCGAGGUUUGCAGAAGUAAAAUAAGCGCAGCAAAAAUAUUGAUUAAUAUAUAUGUUAUAUCUCUCUAUAAUAUAUUGCGUGUGCAUGAGUGUGCAUGUGAAGCUGUGUGCAAAUGCACUUGUAUACGCACCGAGGCUCUU